Corticium candelabrum is the source of this 2154-nucleotide messenger RNA. RefSeq lists its product as uncharacterized. The coding region runs from base 170 to 1954 and encodes 594 amino acids. The record is from RefSeq and is a predicted model, not a curated record. Gene Ontology annotation, molecular function: protein binding. Lineage: Eukaryota; Metazoa; Porifera; Homoscleromorpha; Homosclerophorida; Plakinidae. The transcript is spliced from 6 exons.
CGUGCCGCACGCGUUCACACGCUUUCUAUUUGCAAUUUAGAGCUGCAAGAGAGCAGCAGAUCGCGCGAGAGAUUUCAUGGAGCACACUCAAUGAGAGGACACAGCCACUACUUCAACUGCAUGUGCAAAUUUUGAGUUACAGUCUACAACACAGGAAGACGAGAAAAUCAUGUCUCAGUCUACCUUACGAAUAGACCCUAAAUGGGAAACUCAUUUGAGGCCCCAGUACAUGAAGGUGGCCGUGCUCUUAGCUCCAAGUCGGCAUCACCUUGCUUCUAGACUGUAUAGCAAACAUCUUCUCACUGCAUCGGAGGAGGAAGAGUUCAACAAAUUAUCUAAGUCCAAGUCAGAAGAAGAAGUGGCGAAGGAAAUUUUGUGUGUGCUGCGCAAGCAAAGCGUCGGAUCGUUUGAGAAAUUUUGUGAAGUUGUCAGUGAUGUUGGAGAUCCUACUCUAGAUGAUGUGGUCAAGCGACUUCGUCAAGACAGCAUUGAGAGAUCUUUACCUUCACAUUCUGUAUCUUAUGUGUGUGAAGAGUCUGUAUCUCUAUCAUCUGAGUCGACAUCUAAUCCUUGGCCUUCAAUUCGUAGAAACUUCACUUUCCUGUCUGAACGUUUGCCUAUGAGUCCUUUCUUUAUUGGUUGUCUUUAUGAAAAGGAAUUGUUGUCAGAAGAUGAAUUUAAGAUGUUGACUGACGACCACAUUGUUCGUGAGCAGAAAAUUCGUUUUCUUUUAGUUGACAUUUUACCCAGAAAGCCGUUUGUCAUGUUUACAUCAUUUUGUGAGAUUCUUGACUGUGUGGGUCAGUCACAUAUUGCAGACAGAUUACUAGAGAAUCCUCUGGAAGUGAAGCUCGUUCCAGAAGUGAGUGUGAGACGAUCAGAAAUUGCGAAUUUGCAGAAAGAAGUCGAGCUGCUGUUGGUUCAAGUGGCAGAUUUGGACAGAGAAAAGAGAGCAGCAGUUGAAGUGGAGAGACAACGAGCUGAUGAGGCUGAAGCAAAAGCGACUAAAGCUGAGAGUGAGAGGAAGAAAGAAGAAGUGAUGAGGAAAGGAGAGCAGCUCACCAAUUUGGCAAUGAGAUUGAAGUUUCUUCCAUUAGAUGAGAUCAAUGACAGUCUGUCAUCAUGGACACAGUGGAAUGUACACAUGCCUCAUGACAGUUUGGAAUAUAAUGGAAUGGGAGAGAUUGAAGGCAGACUAGUGGUAGGAGGUGAUGAUGGUAAUCUGCAUGUUUUCACUUAUGAACAUGAUAAGUGGGACAGGUUUGUCAGAAAGAAUGGUGACAUCUGGAAUGUAGUGUGUCAUCAAGGUGUGUGUCUGGUGUGUGUGGAGGAUGAAGAUAAAGAUCAGUUUGUGAUUGAACAAUUUUAUUUGAAUGAAGACAAGAAAUGGCGUUUCCUCACAGUUCUACCAAACGAACUGCAGUUGGAAGCUGUAUCUGUUGCUCUUCAUGACAACUCACUGUAUGUGGUGGGUGGUAGGAGUAAGUCAGGGGAGAGAGUGAACACAGCACGUGUGUGUGACCUUCACAGCGGUCAUUGGUAUAAGAUGGAUGACAUGCAAACAAAACGUCGUUCCUGUUCUUCUGUUAUUAUAAACAACACAGUGUUUGUAGGGGAAGGAGAGACUGAUGAACAUUACUGUAGUAAUAUUGUUGAGUGUGCAGAUGUUCGUGAUAGAAAAUGGAGAACAAUCCCCUCUACAACCACAUAUUGGCCUACACUAACGUCAGUCAGUAACAGACUGGUGGUGAUUGGAGGAAUGACACAACAGAUGUUUGGUUCUCCUUCUAAUAUUGUAGAAUUAUAUGAUGAGAGAUCUACCAAAUGGCUUCCUCUUCCACUCAUGACACACAAACGGUGGUUACAUGCUGCAUUCUCAACUCAGAAUGGAGAACUCAUCACAGCAGGAGGGGAGGGUGGUGAACAUUCAAUAGAAAGUCUUAAGUGUGACUAAUAUUUGCAUUUUCUUUCAAUUUGUGUGUAUUUGUUAUAUUAUAAUCUCUAGUGAUUGUAUAAAUGACAAUUUAUUGUAACAUUUAGUGUGUGUAACAUAAACUAGAUCCUGAACGUUGUUUUCUUAAUUAGUAGUCACGUGAUUUGCAUUUUGAACGAGAAGUCGUAAAGUGGAAAAAGGAAUGCAAGCGUUUGAACAUU